AUGUUACAACCUUCAACAAUUAAGCGAAGAUUAAAAACAUUAUUAAGUGAAUUUAAAAGGGCUAGACAAAUUUGGUCAGAACUUAAUGACGAUGGUCUUGAGAUAGCGAAUUCUCUCAUGAAUAUAAAAUUACAAGAACGAAAAGUUGAUUAUUCAAUAUAUUGGAAGAAUGAUUUAGAUAAUCUACCUGAUUUAGAAGAAAAUUAUGAAACCAAAAAUUUAAAUGAAAAUUAUAAAAAUUUAUCACAAUCUUUAAGACAAAUAUUUGAAAAAAUGGGUAUUCAGUACACGAAAAUGAAAAUUCAAAUAUUACAAAUGGAAUCAUUACUUGAAGAAAGUUGUGAAAGUUUAGGAGAAGAAUUUACAUAUGAUACGCCAUUAUAUCUAACAUGCCCAUUGGAAACAUUCGUUAAUAAAUCUGGAAAUAUACUGAAUAUGUAUACUCAAGAAUUGAAUUUAAAGAAAAGUAUAAUUUCAUCAAUAGAAAUAAUUAAUGAAAGGGAUAAAAUCAUGGUUAUGUUAUCUAGCUGGUUAAAUCAACCUUUAAUUAAUAUCGAAAUAAUUAAAGAAUUUGAAGAAGUUUGUGAAAUUGAAAUUGAUUAUGAAGAAAGUUUGUAA
Rhizophagus irregularis DAOM 181602=DAOM 197198 is the source of this 618-nucleotide messenger RNA. The record is from RefSeq and is a predicted model, not a curated record. Lineage: Eukaryota; Fungi; Glomeromycota; Glomeromycetes; Glomerales; Glomeraceae.